AUGCCCUCAUUACCAGCUUCUGAUGGGUUUCAAAAUCCAGUCCAGUCUUCAGGACUAAAUUCCAAGAUCUGUAAUCCUACAAAUCAUCAAUUACUUGAUCGUUCUGUCUCUGCCCCUGCUUCAAUUUGCUCAUCUGAAUCCAGCCUCGCAGAGUGCGUUGAUCCUAGAGCCAUCAAGACUUUGGACUUGUCACCCGAACACCAGACAGCCCCAGAAAAAGAGCAACCUCUGUCUAAAAGCACUAGUGAAAUUCCUGCUAAGUAUCGUGAGUUGUCUGAUUUGGCAGCUGAAGACAGCUCUUCCCCCUCCAGCACCCACCAUCUGGACAUGGAUCCAGGAAGACCUUCAGAAGAGCCAUGUUUCCCUCUAGCAUCAGCCUUGAAAGAGCUUCACAAACUCUUGGUUAUCAGUCGGAAAGGGGAAUGUAAGAUCCUUGCCUCGGAAGAAGUGUCCCGGCUGGAAAUGGUUCACAGAGAGUCAGGAGUACAGCAGGAGGGACUUCCUGAGGGUGAGCAGAAAGGCUUCGAUCCAGCCAGCCAGGACCAGAGCUGUUCCUUCCAUGAGGAGAGGUGUGAGGAUGGAAGAGCAGAGGGCAGCCAGCCUUGUGUUUCUGGCAGAGAGCACAUCAGCACUGGGCCCAGCGGCCACGGGCAGCCUGUGCUCAGGGAAGUUGCUUCAGAGAGGCAGAAGGGCUCAGGUGAGAGCGGUCUGGUCAUGGCAAGUUCUACAGUCACACCUGGCCAGCAGCAGAACCCUGAGCAGGGGCAGGGGUUGGCAGAAAGUUCUCGGAGUCCAACUAGUCCAACUUUAGAGCAAAACACACCCAUUUCCCUGACACCAGCUGUGGCUGAAGGUGCAGCUCAGGAUACCCAGGGCCUGUGCACAGGAGCCCCUGGGAGAAGCAGCAGUGCUGAUCCUGAGGAGCUGCCCCGGGGCCCACCAGCUGCCUACACCAGACUGACCACUGGAGCUUCUGCACCCCCUGCCUUCCCUGCGGCUGAUGUCGACCGCAUCCUUGGCGCUGGUUUUACCUCACGGGAAGCUCUUGAGGCCUUGGAACAAGCGGAUGGAAAUGCAGAUCUCGCUCUUCUCAUUUUGCUAGCCAAGAGUAUCGUCGUUCCCACGUAA
This is a messenger RNA of Acanthisitta chloris (rifleman), 1128 nucleotides long. RefSeq names its product regulatory solute carrier protein, family 1, member 1 (gene RSC1A1). The transcript is spliced from 2 exons. Bases 1 to 1128 code for a protein of 375 amino acids. The record is from RefSeq and is a predicted model, not a curated record. NCBI's taxonomy places the organism in Eukaryota, Metazoa, Chordata, Aves, Passeriformes, Acanthisittidae.